Molecule: messenger RNA, 3633 nt
Organism: Tremella mesenterica DSM 1558
Lineage: Eukaryota; Fungi; Basidiomycota; Tremellomycetes; Tremellales; Tremellaceae
Exons: 11
Coding region: 1-3633 (1210 amino acids)
Source: RefSeq, a predicted model, not a curated record
AUGCCCUACGAAUCGCAAUACUUCACAACAGUGCCGGAGACUCCGCUGUUCUGGAGGAAUGCACGAGACAUGUUGCGCGAACGAGCCCCAGAUGGCGUCGACCUAGCGAGGGUCAUUGCGUUUGACUUGGAGUUUGUCCGUGUUGAAAGACCGGAUGGCACCCAAGGAAGCACCCCCGCACAAAUUGCCAUAUGCAACGGCUAUGGUGAUUUUACUGUGGUGCAUAUCAAUCUGCCAGACGACUGCAAACUUCAUGCUUGGAACUCGCAGUACAAUGGCCUAUCAGCCGAUGUCUUCUGGGCUCCGGGAGUCAAAUGGCUUGAUCUUGGUUCCACAUCCCGCUGGGUCCAAGCAACAAUGCAUGCUGCAGACUUCAUAUUUCUUUGGGGUGGCCACAAUGACUUGAAAUCGCUGAACAUCACCGCCCCAUGGCACAAAACGCAUGACCUAUCCGAGUCGCCACACCUGCAAGACUUGCUGGGUUGCUUGGAGAAUAACAGGCCUAUUGGUCUGAAUUGGGCUGUCCAAUCACUCUUUGGCUGGGUGAUACAAGGCUCAGUGACUCAACGCUUCCGUAAUCCUUGGGGCGGCGAAUACAUGCGGACUUAUCUGCCCACAGGUCAGCCCAUUCCACGGCCUGAACUUGAAGCAUCAGCACAUAAUGUAUCCCAGUCAAAAGACGCCUUAUCAACCAUGGCAGUAGGACUUAUCCUUUUGCCGACUUUCUUCAACGCAAGAAUGAAAGGCCUUAGGACACAUUCACCUUGGAUGUGCGGCAUCCGUGCUAUGACCCAUAUCGAGCACAUUUCCCCUGCCUCUGAGGAUCUUCCGCGCGGUACCGACGACUCCCCCCUUGCCCCUCUCAUUGCUCCACCCUCAGGGCCACGUCCCCGCUUGCCUCCCCGGAAAAACAAGCCUCCAUCAGCAGACUUUGACAUCGAAGGUCCUUGCAUUUGCUGUGUCGGUUUGAUCGAUCUCGCAGAGGAGAUGGGUAAAUUGGCAGUCUAUAUAGAAGCGCUUGGCUUUCGUGUGCGUGGGAUAAUGGGGAACAAGUUGCAAAUCUCAAUUUGGUUGGAAGACGCGGGUGACACCGAACAUGCAACCAUGGCUUUGAACGCCCCUGCUACCGCAUUCUCAAACCACUGGCAAACUAUGCGAACAUUUCCCGACAAUCCCCUGCCAUCGAUCUCAUUCCUCCUGGCUGAUGACCUGCUUGUCCACUCCCUGGCUGACUGCGAAACAUAUGCCAAAGCUGCCGCCGAACGUGUCGAACAACUGUCUUCUCGCGCCACACAAAAGUCUUCCCACUCUGCACCACCACGCUCAUCGACCAACCCUAGACGCCUGACCACCCCUCCAUCCUCACUCCCGCCCCAAGACCUUUUCUACCUCUGCCACUGUAUGACUGCCCCCAAUCCCUCACAGCCACUUUCCUGGGGUUUACCCUGGGGAGGUUCCCAACCUCAGCAACUACCUAAUCCUCGUUGGGGAUUUCAAGAGCAGAGGCGAAUACCAUGCUCAGACCAUCCAGCCUAUGAUCCUACUUCAGGUGGGAGAGUUUGGCUAUACUUCAGAAGCGAAACGGACGACCCCCAGCAACCAUUUGAUCAAAAGGAUGGGCUUGAAAUUGAUUGGUUGUUCAAUUCCGCAUUGGUGAGACGCUUUCAACUCAAAACCAUGGAUGGUAUGUUGCCAUUCAAGAAGAGCCGUACUGGGGGUAUAGCGAACAUUGGCAUGGGGGCAGGGGGGAGUGUAACAGCGACGAAGAGACAGCGAAUAGUGCAACUCGAAGAUUUCUGGCGGCUUUAUAAAAUCAUUGGUUCCGACCUAUGCCCACCAUCAGGCAAACGCGGCGGACCGAUCGUACGCUUCAAUCGAUGUUGUCACGCCCUGCGUAUGCUGAGGGAUGACGCUGAUGGUUCUCGUAGGGAGUUGGCUCUGGAGCGUUUGCGAGAAACUAGAGCCCGGUAUAAGAACGAGGGGUUUGCGGUAGGAGAGUGGCAGUGCAAUGAGUAUGAGAAGGCCAUUGAGGGCCAAUGUGGAGUAUGGUGGCCCACUUCAACUCCUGUCGCAACAAGAGCGGAGGCCAUGUUGUUGUACGAGGAACGUAUGACCGAAGAGGUACGUUCGGAGGUAUUUGCUGACGAAGAAGAAGUCGAGGAGCGUAUGGAAGAUGAGGAAGGGCAGGGGGUAGAGGUUCUCAUGCCAACUGGAGUUGCUACAGAGAUAUUUGGAGAGCAGCAUAUCAAAACCAUCAUACCAUCGGCCAAUUUGAAUGCGGACAACAUGUGGGGAGAUGUUUGGUCCUCGAUGUCCGCUGUCGAUGACGAUGACGCUGCCAACUGCGGUACGUCCGAGCUGGUCGAUAUCUUCACUGCUAGGCUGGCUGCAACGUCGCCAACCCUUCCCACUCCUGAUCCCCGUUCGGCCUCAACACACGCACAGCUUCAAGGCCCAGCUCAAAAAGAGCCCGGAUCUUCCUCUCACUCUCGCAGUCAAAGACGAGCAUACAAGAAGAGACAGGACAGACUUGCUGAUCAAACGGCUUACGAGAACUCACUGGAGUCGGCAGUUCCUUUACUGUUGGGCUUGGACGAGCGAGACACUUCGAAGCGACACGUUUUUCAUCACUUUUGUGAACCUGACCAACGCCGUCUUGCCUGUGUCAACGCGAUCAUUGAAGGCAACUACCAAGACCCCGAUCGAAAGGGAUUUAUCUCCUUUCCCCAAGUGCUUUCGGCGGUUAAAAAAUCUAGCUGUCCUCCCUUCGUCCGCCUGCGAUCCGGUUACAACAUACUCAUGUGUGAUGGACCUAAGGGCAAGGAAGUGUUUGGUAUUGUCUGCUUCCGAACGCUCUCGAAUUUGUCGCCUAACGACCGUUUAAAGGUGCUUCACGUCAUGCGAACUCUAGACAAGGUGACGCGGAUUCAGAACAAUGUCAUUGCUUCCAAUGGAGCCUCUCAUGCGAAAGACAACUCCAGCAAAUACUAUGGUAUCAUGACCGCUUAUGGAUGGCGAAACGCUCGCAAACCAGGCGAAACAAUUGCUACGUAUUUACCACAGAACAGUAAGGUCGAUGCAAGGGAGGAGUUGGACAAAGAGAUUCCCGAGGUGGCAAGUUACUUCCAAAGUGCUUUCAAUACACUGUUCCCUCUCGGUUUGAAGGCUACGAAUACCCACGCCAUCGAACAUAACAUCCUCCCAUUCCAUGUCAAGGAUGUCAAGUCUGCAGAACGUGGGUCAAAUUCCUUAACUGUGACCCGAAAAGGCUUCUCCAACAUUCCCCACAAUGAUCGUGAUACCUCGCCUUACAACUUUGGCAUGUUCUUCGCCGGCAAGGUCGUCGACGGUGCCUUUGACUCCUUGUCAGGAGUCAGCAAACUCAUAAGAGGAGGGGAGUUCUGGUGGCCGGAGCUUGGGGUGAUAGUGGAGCAUUCACCGGCAGAUGAUGGCUGGGCGGAAGUGAUUUGGAGGGGACAUAGGGACCUCCACGGUACAUUGGCGUGUUGGUCGACAGAUGACGGUUUCAACAGGGCCGACCGAUGGGGCUCUUCCCUGCAGAUAACCCAAAGGUUUGAAAGAGGUGUGGCGCGCUUGCUGGCAAACGCUGGGGGACCCAACGGCAGAGAAUGA